Molecule: messenger RNA, 1893 nt
Organism: Penicillium robsamsonii
Lineage: Eukaryota; Fungi; Ascomycota; Eurotiomycetes; Eurotiales; Aspergillaceae
Product: Zn(II)2Cys6 transcription factor
Exons: 2
Coding region: 1-1893 (630 amino acids)
Biological process (GO): regulation of DNA-templated transcription; DNA-templated transcription
Molecular function (GO): DNA binding; zinc ion binding; DNA-binding transcription factor activity, RNA polymerase II-specific
Source: RefSeq, a predicted model, not a curated record
AUGAACAACCAACGCCGGUAUAACGUAGAGCGAUCAUGUUUACGCUGCCACGCACACAAGAUCAAGUGCGACAAGGGCUCACCAUGCAGUAAAUGCAUGCGAAAGAAUACAACCUGUCAGUAUCCAGGUCUGAGUCGAAUCAAACGUCAACCCCCGAAGAAAAACACCGAUCUUGCGGUACAGUUGGAGAAACUUGAACAGUCCGUCGCGGCGAUGAUUAACGAACGGCCGACAAAUCUGAGCGGUCAAAGCCAAGGCUCAAGUACCGUAUCACUGGCACCGAAUGACCGAUCGGACUAUAAGACGCCCUCAAGCAACCCAGCUGCAGCAGAGCAGGGGUUCCUAGGCAAAGACGGCCGGUAUAUCAAUGAGCCUCUUCUCUCGCGGUUGCUGGAGAAAGAGCAGGAGAUACAGUCUGCAAUUGGAUCACCGAUUAGUACAAACAGUCCGCGCCGAGCACCGGCAUUGAAGGCAGAUGGUCUUUUCUUGAACCCGCUCUUCGGCCAGAUUGACCCACAGGAGCUAUUUCCGAGUCGUUGGCAGGCAGUUUCACUCUGGGAGACAUUUAUUAGCCGUGUGGAUCCCUUGGUUAAGGUUAUUCAUGUUCCAACGGCGCAAUCACGAAUCUUUGCGGCGAUUAAUCGACCUGAGAGUGUGCGUGCGGAUGUACGCGCUUUGCUCUAUGCGAUUUGCUUUGCCGCUACAACAACCUUGCUUGCGGAGGACUCUCAGAAUGAAGUCUUGUCCGCCGAUCUGCGGCGGUAUCAUCAAGGGCUGGAGUUGUCUUUGUAUCACUCUGAGUUUUUGGAUGCUCCAACUAUUACUUCGUUGCAAGCCAUGGUGAUAUAUCAAGCAUGCUUUCGAUUUAGCAAUAGCGGCCGAUCUGGCUGGAUAUUACACGGGGUGACUAUCCGAGCCGCGCAAUCUAUCGGUCUCCAGCGGGACGGAAAAUACUUCAAACUCCCACAAGUGGAAUGCGAGAUACGCCGACGAACUUGGUGGUAUAUCCAAUCGGCUGAUGCCCGAGUAGCAGAAGACCAUGGCCUCAGCGUCCCGGAAAACAACUAUGGCGACACUGACCUCCCGCUGAAUAUUGAUGAUCAGAACAUAUCAAAUACGACCAUCGCUCCAGCCGUAUCACAGAGCCGAUGGACCGAGUUAACAUUCUCUCUAAUUGUAAUGGAAAUAAACAGGGGCCGGCCGGCUUUACUUCGAAGCUUGGUGGGAGCAGCUGAUCCAGAGCGUCUCAUCGCCGAAUUCAAAGGCAAAAUACAGGAUAAAUACCUACAACACAGCGACCCAGAUAUCCCGAUUCAACGCUUUGGCUUCCUCCUCGGACGGCUGCUCCUCACAAAGUGUGAAGUGUGUAUUCGACAGAAACAGCUUCAGUCACAGGGACCGGCGGCCUCCUCACUCGACUACAACCUUGUCCAAGAGACUCUAGCACAAGCCUGCCAUGGCAUGGAAAUAGACCUCGAAUUGCACAGUCACGAGUUAUUGCGCGGCUUCCGCUGGCUGAUGAUGACUUUCACCCAGUACCAUCUCCUUACCUUCAUUCUCUGGAGUCUGUGUGUUUAUCCCACCGGCCCACAUGUCGAACGAGCUUGGCGCGUUAUAGAUUGGCAGUUCUCUUUGACUGAUAACCCCUCCUGGCCGGACCGAGGACCUAAAUGGCCGAUGAUUGUGCAGUUGCGGGAUAAGGCGUGGCUUACUCGUCAGGCACAUGAGCAGAGUCAGCAAAUCGUUCACGAGAAUCGUCCUGUCUGUACUGAUGGGACUGGAGCUGGGGAUUCUAAGCCCGAGGCAAGCUUCGAUAUUGAUAUUUUGGAUCCGAAUUUUGUCGACUUUUGCGAUUGGAAUAAUCUCGCCCAGGGUCUUUCUCUCUUCGGUUGA